CAAAGUGACUGAAAUACGUACAGCAAAUGUAAGAAGAAGUCGAAAAAGAAAAUAUUUGUGCGAUAAUGGCCGCUUCAGGAGGAAAUAUCGAGUGGUCUACAACGGUUAAACCAAUAUUAACAGCUUUGUACGGCCCUUUUUUCGACAAAAAUGAUGCUGCAGAAAUAAUACAAUCCAUUCUCAAAAGUGAAAACGAGUUUCAAAACCACGCUGAAAGAUAUGAUCUCUUCUACACAUGCUUCGCGUGCCUAUCCGCGCAUUUUAUCACCGUCAAUGCUUCAAACUUGUCGCCCGACCAGCUAGGGCCAGCGCGUGACGCGUUUCGCGUGAUCCUCCGACAGAUCCUCAAGAAACUGUCCGAGGCCGGACUCAGCUAUGAAGACUCCACCACUACCGCUGCUACAAAUGUGUCUGUUAAGCAGCUCCUCCUACCCAUCGUGGGUCUAUGCGGCAUCGAAGAUGGCGGCUACCCCCAACUGGACCUGGUCAUCCUCACAUCUCUCCUCAAGAGCGCGAAGCUGCCUGCUCACGUCAUCAUACCUGACGCUGCCACGACGUCGUCAACAACACAACCUACCGCUGCCGAGAAGCAAGCCGUCUCCAACACUCAACGGCGUUCCGACGCUCUUCUAGAACAACUUACCGAGCCACUGAAGACCGCAAGCUCGGCGCUCGCGACGUACGCGGCUGUCAGUGAGGAAGAUAGUGAGAGCGCGCAGCCGCAGACUGAUAUCAAGAAAUGGGUGUCCACCACAGCGGCGUCCCUCCUAAUGGAGCUCAGAGCGGGGUCAGUGAUCCUCAAAGUAUGCUCGGCGUUACCCUGCCUUCAGCGGUAUCUUAGUCGGUGGGAAACAGCCAAGGAGACGGCGGUCUCUCCGCAGUUCAACUCUGACGCUUCACUGCAACAUUUCCUCGUGAACGAAGUGCUAGUGUGUCGGCUCGCACUAUCUCUACCUUUUGAACCGUUCACCGCCGAGCGUAUAUCGACGCUGAGUGACGUCAGCACAUCUUGGCUACUAUGUGCUACUGCCCAGGCAUCCCUACAUCCCAAAGAUGAGGAGAGCGAACAGCAAACAGCGAGUCUCGUCGAAAGCGCGCUCAGCUUAUACCACACCGUUGGAGAGACUUUCCGGGAGUCUACUAGAGCGGGUGGCUACGUAUACCAAAAUCAUCUCAUGAUCGGCGGUUGGGUUCUGCUCUGUGGGUUACAUCACGCGCUCGCCGGCGCGCCAAUGGUCACAACAACUCCUGGCAAGAGCCCGGCUAAAACACAGUCACGUCCAUACAAUCUCACCAAAAUGCAACAAGGCCUCGGCGCAGUCUGGGUGGCGCUAGGCGGCCGUUGUCUCGCGUGGCUCGGAGCCCUACUCUCCGACGCUCGUCUCGAAGCCCUUAGCGGUAGUACAACAGGCACCAGUGCCCCGGCGCCUCUGUCGAUACUAGGCCAGCAUACGGCCCAUGAGAGGGAGCUACGACUCGCCAGCGCCGCGCCCGUUCAUCAGCUGCUGGUCGCACUUGGUGUCGUUUGCUACCGCAAAGCUACCAACCUGAAGAGAACAGUGGUACAGAAACAGAAUGCCGACGCUGAUCCAGACCGGUCAGACUCUACGGUCUACUUCCAGGACAUGACCAUGUGCUCUGAAGACUCGGAGACUGAUGAUGACAGCGAGCUGCUAUUUGGCCUAUGGUUUGAAUCGACCCUAGCGGCCGCCAACGCCACAGAGAGUACAAGCAUCGCCCGCGCCGGUGGCGCCGAAGGUUCAGACGCCGCGGAGCAACCUUCUAGACCCCACCAGGCACUUGUGCCGGACAAGUCCGAACCUUAUUCUUACAUCCGACUGGCAACAGAAGUCUUCACGCUAUUGACAGCGGAAAUCAUAAGCCCAGGCUCGGAAAGGCUGGGACAAAACGCUCUGCAGUUACACGACGCGCAUCAAGCGCUGCUCGCCGCGCUGGCCAAGGAUUUGGACCGAGAGACGGCGCGCACUGACACAGGCACCAUCUCACCCUGCUUCGGUCCCCGAAUCUGCGCGCUCUACGCUUCUUUCAGCUCAGCGCUAGUGCGCUACUUGCACAACCUGAUCAGCGCGCCCGGCUUUGCGUCGCUACAACCAGCUCUACAGCAACAACUGACAGCCGUGGCCGAGCGAGGAAACAGCACGCCUCUGCAGGUCGGCCCUCGAGUAGUGAAGCUCCUCGGAGGCAUGGUGCUGGCCAAGCCGGCGGUGGAGCGAGAGAACAGCAUACUCGCGAUGUGGCACAAGAUCGUGAACACUCUACAGGAGUGCGCGUUGCAGCCGCAGCCUUCACAGGACCAUGAUUAUGAAGAUUUGAACGUGGAACACGCUCAACUACUAGUCUACCUGUUCCAUUCGUUAACGCUGAUGCAGAAAAAGUCUGUGCUACUUAUGACGUCAAACGCUAUUAUCAAAGUUGUAGAAACGCUGGCCAUAAGCGACAGGAAGCGAGCGAUGACAUUGGCGCCACACCAACUCAUUCUGACCACAAGGUUAAUGCUGCUGCUAGAGUACCUCAUGAGGCAUCUGUAUGAUGCUCCCCAAACGUUAUUACAACAGAUCGAAUGGAACCUCGUAAUAGCAACUGGCCUCGUCCAGUCACCCGCUGACGCCAGCAACGCCGCUAAAACUGCAGAGAAUGGUCAACUAAAGACGCGCAUAUACUGCGAAGUGCCGCGCAUUGAGGCGGCGUACCGAAAGCUAUCGCUGAGCGAAACGUCUAUGCGACCCAAGUUCUACGCGCUUACUAGCUCUGAAAUUAAUAAUCAGGAAAACCCGAAAUUCGACGGGCUAGCAUGCAACUUCGUGCUCGGGACCCCCCACAAGCUGAAAUACCCGCUGUUACUAGACGCUCUACUGGCCUUGCUGAAUUCCGCUUGCGUCUGCGAUAACCCCGCGUCGUUGUCAUCCCCGGCUGCGCUUGCGGCGGCACAUUACUGCUUCCAGACUGCGUGGAGGCUCGUCGUGAGCAUGCCACCAGCGACUCCACAUAUGGACAAGCUCCAAGCCGGCACGCAGGCAGAUCUGCCAUCGCCAUUGCCGCUUCACGCGAUCAUUUGGGCGCCGAGAGCGGAUAACAAGAAGGUUUUCAACCCCUGGCUGAAGGACGCACUGGUCAAACAGGGCAUGUACACACAGUAUGCGGAAAACUUGCUGGCUGGCGUAAGUACGUCAUGCGACAACAUGAAAUACCACCUCUGGCUCGCCGGAGAAACUAUCAAGCAUCUCAAAGAUAAUAUUACGCCGAACGGCCUGCCAGCUCUCCUGGAUGUGAUAUCGUGCGAUGCGGCAGUGGUCCGCCUAAAGCACAGCCUGGGCGAAGGAGCGUGCGCCGAGGUGCAAGAGUUCAUCCCUGACCUACUCAGCUUAUUGGAGACGGCUUUCGAGUGCUGCAGACUGAGCGCUGACCUCGAACUAGAAGGGCUAAUGGAGAGCUCCAACAACCCGUCAAAGGCGGCCGUCCGACGGGCCCGCAUGAUGGUCAGCGGGACCAACAUGCCGGCCAUCCUCGCGUCCAACACGCUGGGCUGCUGGCUCAGCAUGCAGCUUCCGACCACCGCGGCCGCCGCGCUCGAGCGGCUCUGCUCGCCGCCGCCGACUGCCGCGCUCAACAUGGAACAAUAUCAAUCACACAUCAUACCGCUAGAGAGCGCUGUAUUAGCCCUAGUGGCGUCCCACAUCGAACUCAUCAGCGCCAAACAGAAAUACAGCAUCGGCAUGUCUCUAAUGACGCUAGCGUACUCCGCCGCGAAGCUUCUAGAAAUCGCCGCGCCUAAGAUAGCUGAGAACCCCACUUUGAUGAAGAGGACGCUCGAACUUGUUGUACCCGCUUUGACGGACGGUCGCCUACAAUUCAUGUCUCCCGAGCCACUGGGCGCUACGCUGAACAUCUUAGUGCCGAAUGAAUGCAAGGCCGUGCAACUUAUACACGAGCAUAUACUGAAGACAACAUACCCUGUGCUAGUUGAUCACCUGCAGCGAUCUACUGAGAAAACGCUGCGACAUAUGGUAAACUACUGGGAGAAAGCCCUGACAAAGGCCGAAGGCCGGCUGGCGUACGAAACGGUAUUUGCCGACGAUUCCGAAUACGUCCUGGCUAAGAUUCUGCUCUCAGUUCCCAACGCGAGGGUCGCAUACGCAGAAAAAGUUAUUGACUUGUUCAUAAAUAUCUUCGCUGAGUGCGAGCACAACGGGCUGAGCAGCUCGCUCUGCAUAUCUAUAUGCAAGUACAUCGGCGUCGCGGACCAACAGAAGUUGGCCAGUUUGCUGUCCCACAUCUGCACAAUUACAGACGCCAAGCGCUCAGCGAAUGCAUCCCCGACCGAAACCGAACUACCCACACCGACAUCCACGGCGCCCGAAGGAGCCGCCAACGGGUCUCUAGCGCUCCGCAACGCUCUCCGUAGCGUGUUCAGGACAGAGGCCGAAGCCCCCGCGAGGACUGGCACGCAGGACGCACCGGCCGGAUCGUCCCAAGCGACGAGAUCUGCGGAAGCAGAAGAGAGCUGGGUAGACAGCGAAACGGACAAGACAGUGCUCGUGGAACAAGCCGCGGCCCUCGACAAGACGGUGCUGCUGACCGACGUCGCUAGCGACAACGCGGCACUUCUCACCGCUAUAUGCAAGCACAUAGUCCUACAUUGCGACGAGCAAGUAAGCGAGCGGACGCUCGCCGCUCUCAUCACAGUAUGCGGCGAGAACGCAUGCGCGCCGCUCCUCAUGCGGGAAAUGUGCCGGCUGGCCGACGCGCACUCUGGCGGAGAUCAUAAACAACUCUUCCCCGCCGCGCAGGGCUGGUUAACCACGUGCGUCAACAAACUCAGCGCACCUGAAGUUCUAGAAAAACUAGAAGAAGGACAAGUUGAUGACACCCUGGCUCCGCAGAUCGAGUCUGCUUGCGUGCUGCUUUCAUACAUAGCUGACGCGUUACACGCCAUCAACAACGCACAGCCGCCAAAUUGGCGGUCAGUAAGUCCGACAGUGGAGGCGCCGUACGAUCUCGGCUUCGAACUGGAUUACGCGGACGAACAGCAGGACGACGAUGACACCAGCGCCGAUGAUUCGGAUGAAGACGCCAUGCUCCAAUACAAACUCUGCACCUUCACGGUCACCCAACGCGAGUUCAUGAACCAACACUGGUACCAUUGUCACACAUGCAAAAUGGUGGACGGUGUCGGCGUAUGCACGGUCUGCGCCCGUGUGUGUCAUCGAACACACGACGUGUCUUAUGCUAAGUUUGGCAAUUUCUUCUGCGACUGCGGAGCCAAGCCUGACUCUAGCUGCCAAGCCCUCGUGAAGCGCUCGGUGACGCUCGGGGGCGCGCGCUCGGGCGGCGAGGAGGCCCCGCCCGCGCCCUCGUACCGCCGCCGCCCCUCCAGCCCCACACCGCCCGCGCUGCUGGCGCCGCCGCGCCGCCCCGUGCUCGCUGCUAACAUACAAGGAUGCCGACAAUACCUGGCUUCGUACGCAGGCUGGGGCGCGUGCAUGGACAAGGUCCGUAAGCUCCUCGACGUGUUGUCCGGCCCCGUGCGGGCCGCGUGCGAGCGCGGAGCGGCCGUCGGCGCUCAUGGACGCGCUCAGCGCGCUCUAGCACAACUCCAUCUUGGCGAGAAGAGAUUCGUGCAUACUGACAAUCUUAUGGUGGCGACACUGGGUUCCCAAGAGGGCGCGUUUGAAAACGUCCGCAUGUCCUACACAGGCGAGAACGGGCAGACCAUCCGUCAGCUCAUGUCGAACCACAAGUUGCGCCGCGUCGCCAUGUGCUGCCUGGCAUCGCCUCAGGGCCGCCGGCAGCAUCUCGCCGUGUCACACGAGAAAGGAAAAAUCACCGUACUCCAGCUAUCCGCCCUGCUCAAACAGGCGGACUCGUCCAAACACAAACUGACGCUUACUCGGCUGUCAUCGGCGCCCAUACCUUUCACCGUUAUAACUCUGAGCGGUAACCCGUGGAACGAGGACUUGCUCGCCGUGUGCGGUAUUAAGGAGUGCCACGUACUGACGUUCAACAGUGGAGGCACAGUGGCAGACCACCUAGUCAUCAACCCGGGUCUAGAAGCCAACAACUACAUAAUCAAGGCGCUCUGGCUGCCCGGCUCGCAAACCCAGUUGGCUCUAGUGACGUCAGACUUCGUCAAGAUAUUCGACCUCAGCAAGGACCUUAGUAACCCUGUGCAUCACUUCCUAGUGCCCAGCGGAAAGGUCCGAGACGUAACAUUCGUGAAUCAAGAAGGCGUGAUGCACAUGAUAUGCAUGAGCUCAGCUGGGCACAUGUACUGGCAACCCACCAGUGAAGAGUCGCGCGCUUCUCUCGGCACCUUCUACAUUACUAACACGCUGGAGGUUCUGCAUCCAGAGAUACAGGAUGUCGCUGGUAUGGUCUGCGGCGGCGGCGUAUCCGUGUACUACUCGCACACGCUCAAAAUGCUGUUCUUCUCGUACGCUCACGGCAGGAGCUACCUAGCUCCCCUGAGCACAGUAGAAGACAGCGUCAAAGGCACCGCAUUGAUCCCGCAAUCCCUAGCCACACCACCUAAAGAGGGCGGACGCGGAGGCGGCAAGCAGGGCGGUGUCCAAGCCCUGUGCCAAUGGGCCGAGGUUCCCGGGCACCCAGGCCUGGUCACAGCUGUCCUGCAGGCGUCUAACAACCCUGUGGUGCUCAUGCUCACGCCUAACAACAUCUUCGUGCAGGAGAUUAAGGUCAUCCCAGCCAAAGCGAAGAUCACCGACAUGGUAGCCGUCCGUCAUUGGUGCGGCGGCGGCGGCGAGCAAAAGAGCACUCUUAUCCUGCUCUGCGAAGACGGAAGCCUCCGGAUGUAUGCUGCAAGUCCCGAGCAUACCGGCUUCUGGUUGUCGCCUACCAUACAGCCGACACACGCUCCAAGGCGGAGGCCUAGAGCGCUUACGCAUUCCAAGGGGAAGGCUCAGCAGGCGGCCUCAUCAAAGUCCAACUCCAACGGCUCCCCGCAGUUCCCGAUCGAUUUCUUCGAGCACUGCGUCGCCAUGGCCGACGUCGAGUUCGGGGGCAAGGACCUCCUGCAGGUCUACAACACUGCGCAGAUCAAACACAGGCUUAAUACUACCGGACUGUACGUAGUGUCCACUAAGAUGACUGGAUUCUCCAUCGAAAUUAUAAACUCUGACCCGAACAUGGUCAUUUGCGGUAUAAGAGUUUUGCUCGGCAGCCAAGACGUCGCCAGGACACCCACCUAUAUUGAGGUCCUCGGCCGCACAAUCCCAACCGUUGUCCUUCGCAACCGCUGGUUCGACAUGCCACUCACCCGCGAAGAGUCUCUUCAAUCCGACAAGAAGGUCAUCAUCAACUUCGGGCCCUCGCAAGACCCCGACGGGAUCUCUAUGGUGGAUUCUGUUAAGGUCUACGGGAAGAAUAAGGAACAGUUCGGCUGGCCGGAAGAGAAUGAAGACCCGUCUUCGUGUCCGUCGUCCAGCAAGACUACACAGGAAGCGGAAGGCACCGCCGGCGCAUGGAAGCCCAGCUCCCUCGAGCGUCUAGCCUGCGCCGCUCUCGAAGCAUUGGAACUCGGCGCCGGCGCGCCAGUAUCAUCUCUCGCCGCCGCCGGCGCCGAGGGCGGUGCAGAAGCGGCGAGGAAGCUGCUAUGUGCGCCGGCCAGCGCGCAUCUGCACGCGAGGGCACAGUGUCUGCUGCGGGCCGUGCAUCACCAGCAUUACCAUCAGUACAAGGACCAAGCUAUCCUGAACUAUGUCUGCUCGUCACUACGAGAUCUACGAGCGACCUGCGACCCUCGCAACAUCGACCCCGAAGCGUUCUUCCGUCUCGUUCUUCUAGCGAGAGGGGUGGCCGUCGCUCGUCCCGCGCACCUCGUCAAAUACAGCGCGCCUACACCUCAACGGCCAGCCGACGGCGACUGGCCAGCCCUCUGGAAAGACUCUGACGAGAGCAAGGACCCCCAUGUCAUAGCUCUGCUCGCCAGCGUGCUGUGGCGUCUAGCAGCUUGUCGCAGUGCUGCGGGCGGGCCGCCCGGCGUGCUGAGCUACGGGCUUCGCCAUGUGGAACACACGUUGCACGCCCUAGCGGAUAUAGUGCACGCUUUCCAGCUGCACGCGGAACCUUGCUGCGUUGACUUCGGCAAUCAAAUAUAUCUGUCUCUCCUGCUAGCCGAAGACCAGAGCAUCAGCUUUGGUGCCAAGGCGGCUAUCAUGAGGGUUCUCCGACCAAGAGUUAAGAGGCGACGGGUGUACAUACCUUCACCGCCUAACACGCCAGGUGUUGGUCCAUCAACCUCAACAGUGGCGAACGUUGCUCACGCGUCGGCUACCGUUGUCGAGGCUAUUGUGAACGCCGUAGAGAUGUCCCAAGCUGAACACGAGCAGAAUCAAUAUAUGGAUGUAGAUGACUCCUUAGAGCCUAUGGUGUUGCUUGCGCCUGAUGGAGGUCUAGACGCUCUGCUCGACAUCCCGCCAGACGCCGACGACGAGACGAUGGUGGAGCUGGCCAUAGCUCUCUCACUGCAGGAGCAGCCGCGGCGCGCACCCCCUGCGCCUUCCGCCCCUCCACCGCCCGCGCCUGGCUUCAGUGACGCCACGGCCUCCCCUCCGGGGUCUGACGACGAAGGCAGCACCGCAGCCACCGACGGCAGCACGCUCCGCACAUCGCCCGCAGAACCGCCCGGCUCCGCGGGAUCCGAAAGCGGCGGCUCCGGCGCCGACAGCAUUGGCGGCGUGUCCGGCCGCAGCAGUGCCUACGGGGACGUAGCGUCCACGCCUUCAGCGGGCGCAGUCACCUCGACAAACGUCAUCGUGGCCACUUCUAUAACAGCUGGUGCCUCGACCUCCAUGUCCCAACCCGGCGCGUCCACAUCGCGCACAGCUGAACUGGAAACAGAGACGCGAAAAUUGCACGCGCUGCGGUUGUCCCUACUCUCCGCCGCUUUGGACGCGCUGCCGACGCUGCGAACGCUACCCGGCGUGCGGGCCAUACCGUUCGUGCAGGUGGUCCUAAUGCUGGCCGGCGACCUAGAUUCCACUGUCGAAGCGGACCGCGCAGUCCUAGAACGCCUCCUAGACCUGCUAGUGUCGGAACUGGACAUGGGCGCGGACGAGGACGCGCCCGCCACGACGCCGCCCGUCCACGAGCGGACCAACCGCCGCGAGCUGCAGCUGGUCGUCAUGCGGCUACUCAGUGUCCUCAUGGCUCGUUGGAAAUCCACGUCCUCGGGCAGCACGACAGCGCGCGAGGGUUCCGGCGCCGCAUGCGCCGCGCACGUGUCCCGCCUCGCCGCCGCUGCGCUCAUCCGCGCCGGCGCACCGCUACACUGCUACCGGGUACUGGCCGCUCUGCUGCCCUACUGGAAGGACAAGACUGCCAAUGCUGGUUCAACGACGCCUACAGCGCAACUGUUGAAGCCGCAAGCACCGCACCCGCUGCCCGACAUGCAGCCAUUCUUCGUCAAGGAAUAUGUUAAAAGUCACGCGCUAGACGUGUUCGACAACUACCCGCAACUGCUGAUGGAGAUGGCGCUCCGCCUGCCGUGCCAGAUCCACAAGCACUGCGAACCAGUGCACUUCGACUCGCGUUGGCGCACUCUGCUCUGCGAGUACAUGAUGAACCAGCAGACUCCGCUCAGGAAACAAGUCCGCAAACUCCUCUUGCUACUAUGCGGUACCCGAGACCGUUACCGCCAUACACGCGACGUGCACGCGCUUGACACGCAUCUGAACGCUGCUAAAGCGCUGCUACAGACCGACCCGGCCUACGACCGGCUUGUACAACUCAUGGACCACCUGAAGGCUUGCGCAGAGAUUGUCAGCGCUCGCACCGGCAACUGGCAGCACACCUGCGCCACGGAGCGUAGGGAAGCGCUCGCGUGGCUCGUGCGCUGCGCGCGUCGCGUCCACCCCCAUGUCGCGCCCACCGUGCUGCAGCUGCUGCAAGCCGCGCUCACCGACACCAAGGAAAAGGCCCCAUCAGCAUCAGCUUCGACCUCCGAAUGGCAAGAGCGCGAGCGCAGCGCCGACAGCGACGCGUUCGUCUCCGACGGCUCCAAGUUCCAGGAACAUCGCGUGCCGGUGCUUGUACAACAAAUAUUGAAACAGGUGUCUCAAGAAGAACUGAAGAUGUUCGUGAAGGCCUUCCUACUGGAAACCAACUCUACAGCCGUUCGUUGGCAAGCUCACGCCCUGCUUCUAGCCAUCUACAACAACUCGCCGCCAGCCGAGCAAGCGUCCCUAGUGUCCCUGCUCUGGGGCAUUUGGCCCACGCUGCCCCAAUACGGACGCAAGGCAGCCCAGUUCGUUGAUCUCCUGGGCUACUUCACGCUCAAGACUACGGACAUUGACACUGAGAAAUACGUCGGCAGCGCUGUAGACCUGCUUCGCAGCCAAAACCAACUGCUAUCCAUGCACGGCAAUGCGUCCCUUUAUGCCGCUCUUGGAGCGUACGUGGAGCUAGAUGGUUACUACUUGGAGUCUGAGCCGUGCCUCGUCUGUAAUAACCCUGAGGUGCCCAUGGCUACCAUCAAACUGCCCACCAUUAAGAUCGACUCGAAAUUCACAACGACCACCCAAAUAGUGAAACUCGUGAACAGCCACAUGAUCAGCCGCAUCAGUCUGCGGAUCGGCGACAUCAAACGCAGCAAGAUGGUGCGCAGCAUCAACUUUUACUACAACAACCGCACUGUGCAAGCGGUGCAGGAACUCAAGAACAAACCUGGCAUGUGGCACAAGGCGAAGCGUGUCCAACUCCAAUCCGGCCAAUCAGAGGUCCGCGUGGAUUUCCCACUGCCGAUCGUCGCAUGCAACCUUAUGAUGGAGUACGCUGACUUCUAUGAGAACCAGCAGGCCACAGGUGAAUCGCUGCAGUGCCCGCGCUGCUCGCAAUCCGUGCCCGCCAACCCAGGUGUUUGCGCCAAUUGCGGCGAGAAUGUAUUCCAGUGCCACAAGUGUCGCGCUAUAAACUACGACGAGAAAGACCCGUUCCUCUGCCACGCGUGCGGCUUCUGCAAAUACGCCAAGUUCGACUACACGCUCACCGCUCGUCCCUGCUGUGCCGUCGACAAUAUCGAGAACGACGAGGAACGCAAGAAGAUGGUUCAGACCAUUGGCGCGCUGUUGGACAAAGCUGACCGCGUGUACCGACAGCUGGUCGCUAACAAACCUGUGUUGGAGUCCCUCGUCCACAAGAUAAGCGAGCACCGCCUCGAAGGUCGCCCUGGAGACGAGAACAGCAACGCGUCCACCACCUCGUUCGGCGGCGCGCAGAUCAACCGCGUGAUACAAACGCUCGCGCACAAGUAUUGCGUCGACAGCAAGGGCCACUUCGAGGACCUGUCCAAGAUCAUACAGAAGGUGCUAGCCUGCAGGAAAGAACUAGUCGCCUACGAUAGAUCUCAAAGUGAGCAACUGAAAGGAGAUACACUGCCGGUGUACGCUGGGCUGGUGCAGAACUACGACGGAGAACUUACCAAAGAAUCUGGCGGCGGCUGCUACGGUUGCUCGCUAGCCUGCGCCGAGCACUGCCUGACAUUGCUGCGCGCGCUUGCCUCGCAGCCCGAGCACCGAACGCGCCUAUGCCGCUUCGGGCUGGUUCAGGAGCUGGUGCAACACAACUUACAUCGUGGAACCCCUCAGUGUCAAGAAGAAGUUCGCGCGCUUAUCUGCCUAGUAACCCGGGACAACUUACCGGCGACAGAGUCGCUCUGCAGCCUACUGUCGCAGCGAAUCACACUUUCGCUGAUGGGACACGCCGCCUCGCAAGAUCUCAACAACUCUGUUCGUCCGCUAGUGCUACUCCUAGGCUCGCUAGUGAAGGUGCAAGACGGUGUGGAAUGCUGGGAGGUGCGUCUCCGCUGCGUGGUCCGGCUGUGGGUGUGGUGUUGCCCGCAGCUCACCGAGGUGGCCGGGCUGCCGCCCGCAGCUAGCGUGAUCCUGAAGCCGGAGGCUCUAGCCGGCAUACCGGGCAUCAACACUUCGUCUCCCAACUCGCACCAGUUCGCCCUGCAGCAGGUCGCGCUGCCGUGCCUGCGUUACAUGCAGCAGCUCAUGGCGCCGGUGCCGCCAGUCGUGUCCGCUAACAGCCACGCUGAUCCCAAGGAGGUCAAGGCGGAAACCGCCAGCACAGUAUCCGCGUCAGCCGCAACCGGCGCCCUGACCGCGUCGACCGGAAGCGUGGUCGUGGACUUGGCCGGGUGGCUGGCUGGUGACGUGUCGCACAAGGACUGGCAACGACUAGUGGCUCCACCUGCGGAGAGCGUGCAGCGGCCGCCCCGCGAAGCUUACAUCGCGCACAAAUACGUGGCGAGGUGGAGGGAGAAGAUGCUGCUCUCGCACGGCAUGCGUCAGCUGUCCCUCGAGGACGGCAGCUGGCUGCGGCCCGUCAUGUUCGAGCAGAGCUCGCGCAUCGCGCGCGACACGGCCUGCCAGAUGGUCAAGUCGCUGUGCGACUCCUACGAGCGCAGCAAGGCCGUACUGAUCUUGCUGACAAGUUUCCUGCCCGAAGUUGGUGCCGCUGGCGAGGCCAGUGAGCAAUUCCUACAGCUAUACCAAAGUCUUGCAUCAGAAGCGCCGUGGAAACAGUUCCUGGCGCUGCGAGGAGUACUGCAGCAGAUCGCGGAUCUCAUGACCAAGGAGAUUGACCAGCUACACCGCUUGGAAGAGACCACACUCACAUCCGACUUAGCUCAAGGUUACGCGCUUAAGCGGCUCACGGAACUCCUAGCGAUGUUCCUCGAAGAGCCAGGCGCGCGGCGCACGUACAAAGGCCGUUUAGUGGGCGCCGUGCUCGGCGGGUACCUCUCGCUGCGGCGGCUCGUCGUGCAGCGCACCCGGCUCACCGACGACACGCAGGAGAAGCUCCUCGAGCUGCUGGAGGAGAUGACCACGGGCACCGAAACAGAGACCGCAGAAUUCAUGGCGGUCUGCAUAGAGACCGUACAGAAGUACCCACUGCACGACUACCGCACGCCCGUCUUCAUCUUCGAGCGGCUCUGCUCUAUCAUCUACCCUGAAGAGAAUGACGUCGGGGAGUUCUUCCUAACGUUAGAGAAAGAUCCGCAGCAGGAGGACUUCUUACAGGGUCGGAUGUUGGGCAACCCGUACUCCUGCCUCGAGCCAGGCAUGGGCCCGCUCAUGCGAGACGUGAAGAACAAGAUCUGCACCGACUGCGAGCUGGUUGCGCUGCUGGAAGACGACAACGGCAUGGAACUGCUCGUCUGCAACAAGAUCAUGUCGCUUGAUCUGCCUGUCAAGGAAGUUUAUAAGAAGGUGUGGUGUACAUCGGGCGAGGGAGUCGACGCGAUGCGCGUGGUGUACAGAAUGCGAGGCCUUCUAGGCGACGCCACGGAGGAAUUCGUCGAGACGCUCUCGCAGACCAACGCGGAGACUGUUGACGAUGAACAGGUCUACAGGAUGGCAAACGUGCUCGCUGACUGCGGUGGCCUCGAAGUGAUGCUGCAACGCCUCGCGGCCAUCCAGCGAGUCGGUGCCGCGCGUUCCCUCUGCUCAACCCUCCUCCGACUGCUAGGAUUAUGUGCGCGCGUGCGACGCUGCGUGCGCGUGCUUACCCGUGCCAGCACGAGGGCUUUGCCCGUGCUACUGCACGCGUUACAGUUAGCUGCUGAUGAGGAGAAAGAUUUACCGCGGGCGUUGCUUGUCUACCAGCUGUUAGAGAUUAUGGAACGUAUUCUGUCUGUGGCGGCGAGCGAGAGCUUGGAGUCGUUCCUUCAGUUCUCGCUUACCUUCGGCGGGCCGGAGUACGUCCAGGCGCUGCUCAACUGUACGGAUAAUCCAGGAAUCCGAAGUAAUUCGGUAGCCCUCGGUCACCUGACGCGCGUACUAGCCGCGCUCGUCUACGGCAACGAUCUCAAGAUGGCCAUGCUCGUCGAACACUUCAAACCGGUCUUCGUCUUCGACAAACUCGACACUGAACAACUGACUGAGGAAGAGUUCCGUAUGGAACUGUUCUGCGUGCUAUGUGCGAAUAUUGAAAGGAAUUCCAUCGGUGGGACGCUGAAAGACUAUCUGAUAUCGCUGGGAGUGGUUAGGGACGCGCUAGAAUAUAUCGUGAAAAACGCUCCAUGUGUGAAGCCUACCCUGGUUUGCAACGACUCUGACGAGCUAAAGGAGUUCAUCAGUCGACCUGCGCUUCGAUACAUCCUGCGGUUCCUAACCGGACUUGCGGCCGACCACGAACCUACUCAGAUGCUAGUAUGCGAGAAAGUGAUACCGAUAGUGCACCGGCUGGAGCAGGUGUCGUCCGGCGAGCACGUGGGCUCUCUCGCGGAGAACCUGCUGGAGGCGCUCAAGUCGCAGCCGCAGUGCGCCGCCAAGGUGCAGGAGGCGCGCGAGUUCACCCGCCAGGAGAAGAAGCGCCUUGCAAUGGCAGUCCGCGAACGACAACUAGGCGCGCUCGGCAUGCGCAGUAACGAACGCGGUCAAGUCACCGCGCAGUGCUCGCUGACGCAGCAAGUAGCCGAUUUGGCCGAGGAGGCGGGUGCCGUGUGCUGCAUCUGUAGAGAGGGCUACAAGUACCAGCCCACCAAGGUAUUGGGCAUCUACACAUUCACCAAGCGCUGUCCGGUGGAAGAGUUCGAGGUCCGCGCACGCAAGACACUGGGCUACACAACCGUGUCGCACUACAACAUCGUGCACGUGGAGUGUCACAUGGCGGCCGUGCGCCUCGCCCGCGCCAGAGACGAGUGGGAGAGCGCCGCGCUGCAGAACGCGUCCACCCGCUGCAACGGGCUGCUGCCGCUGUGGGGCCCGCACGUGCCCGAGUCCGCCUUCGCCAGCUGCCUCGCGAGGCACACCACCUAUCUCCAGGAAUGUACCGGCCACCGCGACAUCAGCCACACCUGCACCAUCCACGACCUGAAGCUGCUGUUGUGGCGGUUCGCGCGCGGCCGCACCUUCCACGACGACACUGGCGGAGGCGGCCCGCUCUCCAACAUGCAGCUAGUGCGCCUGCUCCACAUGGCUCUCUACGUGGUCAACACGUCGCGACUAGUAGCCCGCGAAGUAGCCGCCCUAGAGACGUCACUUGCGUGGGCGGCAGCGCGCCUGCUGUCCUCUGCGCACGACGCCGACGGCCCGCUGUACUACGCCACGCAAAUGCUGCUCGUGUACCCGCUCGUCAAAUGGAAAGCCCACAAGAUCGACACAUUAAAACGCCUGCUAGUGAUCGGCCACGUGCGCGCCGUAGCGCCAGGCGGGCCAGCGCUGCGAGCCAUCGCGUUCAAGCACCGCGCGCCGCGCCCCUGGGCCGACUACAAGCCGUACGCGCUGUUCAUGGCCCUCAUCGACCAGCUCUACACCACCAUGUUCAAGUCCGUGAACGCGACAACCAUCGACCAGUGGUCCGUCAAGCUAGCCGAAUACAUCCGGAACAACGACGAAGCGAACGCGAAAGCGGCCGAACGCAUCGUCACCACGUUCACCGACGAGCUCCUCCCGUGCGCGUCCUUCGCCGAGUUCUGCGACGCGGCCGGCCUGCUCGCCGAUAUCCCGGACCCCGAUGCCUGGCUGCAGGCCCUCAUCAACGAGCAACCCUGAUUCAGGGCGCUCCAGGCCGUUCUAGACAGGGCGGGGACGUCCCAUUGAACGCCUGUGAUUUAAACGACGAGUGGAAAUGCAACAUUGAUAAAUUGUCGUUGAAAAUGCUUGCUAGUUGCAGAGUUGAGACGCUGACGCUCGAAAGACGUCGUUUCUGUUUAAACAAGGUUCAAUAAUUUUUCAAUAGUUGUCCAAUGAACCCUUCAUGUGUACGGCUGUAACGGUCAAUUUAAUAUACUGACGAAUAUUUUAUCCAAUACGACAAUUGAAGGGAUAGACUAGAUGAAGUAUUUCUCUAUUGAUAGUCUGUGCGGAAGGAGAAGCGUUAAGGGUCUUUACGCACGGACUAUCUUGUAAGUGUUAUCCGCACCAAUCUUCUACAAAAUGUGUAACUAAUUUGAAGCAAAUUAGAAGUUUCAAAAUGAAAUAUUUUGCAAUGUAUUUUAUGGGAAUUACCCAAGCCGAGCCACCGGCCUGUGUAAUGUUGUGCACGUCUCUCAAUAUGCAUUACAAUGUUAAUCUUACCGCUUGAAAUUAAAUUAAUGUAUAAUGUAAUUGGGGCUUUAGGCCUAAUUUUGCUCUAAUAAAGGUUUUGCUUUUA
Molecule: messenger RNA, 16140 nt
Organism: Leguminivora glycinivorella
Lineage: Eukaryota; Metazoa; Arthropoda; Insecta; Lepidoptera; Tortricidae
Gene: poe
Product: protein purity of essence
Molecular function (GO): zinc ion binding; protein binding
Source: RefSeq, a predicted model, not a curated record